UCACUUUUCGUGCUCCAUGUGUUUUGACUUUUAUAGUUUAUCUUGCUUUUAGACAUUUGAUUUAAGCAGUUCAGAAGGUGUGGACUUUCUAGAUACAUUUCUUUCCAUGAAUCCAAAUUCCAGCGGACAGGUUAGAAUCCACGAUUUCUUCAGGGUUCUGAGAUUGAAGGCUUGUAAUCUUUCUGAAAAGAUAUUUGGAGUCCUUGAUGUGGAGAAAAAGGGUAAAAUAACAUUCAAGAAGUUCUUAUAUGGGUCAGCUCAAGUCCUACAGCAACCAUUUUCAGACAGACGAGCCAGUGAAUUAGCCUUCGCUGAGUGUCACACUGGUGGAAACCAUUACAUUUCCGAGCAAGAAUUAGGAGAUUCCAUUAAGCCGGCUAUUCCAAACACGGACGAGUUUGAGAUCCAUGAACUAUUCAAAUCAUUUGAUACCGAUAACGAUGGGAGGAUCAACAAGGAUGAUUUUAUCGCCUGUUUAAGAAGAAAUCCGUUGCUUGUAGCACUUCUCUCUCCCCAGUUAAUGCACAAGAACUUGUCUGGAGUCGAUGAUACAUAGGAGGUUAAAGGAGAUGGUGUGACAGACGAUGGGUUGAUCAGUCUUCUUGUAGAUUUGGCUCAAUGAAACAUUUUAGCUCUUUCACAGAGGGCUUAAGUGAGGGAUAGGUUAUUCGAAUAUAAUUCUUUUUCUUUUGAAAAUAGUCACUUAACUUCUUGUGAUUUGUUGAAUAAAAUAUACCAUUUUCAUCAAAAUUAACAAUGUAUUACACACGUCUAUGUUUUCAAAUACUAGGAGAUUAUGUGCGUAUAUAGGGGUAGUGUGAAGUGUUUAGUUUAGAAAAUGAGAUUAUUGAAGUUAGUUUACAAGUACUCGUAAAUUAGGAGUUAAUUGUUUAUUUUCAAAUAACAUAGGUAUUAUGUG
Camellia sinensis is the source of this 919-nucleotide messenger RNA. Lineage: Eukaryota; Viridiplantae; Streptophyta; Magnoliopsida; Ericales; Theaceae. The record is from RefSeq and is a predicted model, not a curated record.